Messenger RNA from Coregonus sp. 'balchen', 2336 nucleotides. The record is from the annotation of a GenBank genome assembly. NCBI's taxonomy places the organism in Eukaryota, Metazoa, Chordata, Actinopteri, Salmoniformes, Salmonidae.
AUGAUGCUGGACCCCCCCCCCCCCUCCAUCUUCUGCGAGGCCCUGGUCCAAACACUGUUCUUCCCCAUAGCUGCAUAUGCCUUCCUCAAAAAGGUCAGAUAACAUGGGAUACAUCCCAAACAGCACCCUUUUCCCUGUAGUGCACUACUAGGGGGCAGUCAAAACGAGUGCACUAUAUAGGGAAUAGGGCCCCAUAUGGCUAGCAAACUCAUGUAAACAUCUGUGGUAUUGGGAAUUAUGAAAUUAGGCCGAUGUUGCAAGAAGACCUUUGAUUUGACACCUAGUAGAUAGUCAUGUGUAACUCACCCCGUUACCAGUGUAUGUAUCCCAAAGGGCACCUUAUUCCCUAUAUAGUGCACUACUUUUGACCAGAGCCCUAUGGGCCCAGAUCAAAAGUAGUGUACUAUAUAGGGAAUAGGGUGCCAUUUGAAACGCAGACGUUAUGCCACAGAUCAGACAUGAUGACAAGGCUGACAUGACAUGAGAGGAAAUCAACCUAAUGCGGUUCUCUUCCAGGAGGAUCCGGACCCCGGCCAUUGUCUAUUCCACCCACGUAGCCACCACCCUUUUCCCCCCAUCCUAACCCACAUCCUCUACUACCCGUUCCCCACGGAGCCACCACCCUGGCCCCCAGACCCAGAAGGAGCCCUACACCCUUGCAGUCAUCUACGCUCCGUACCUCUGAUGCUGCUGUUCACCAUGCCGUUCAGCUCAGCUUACAACACCAACACUCAGGGAGGAAAGGGCUCAGCUUACAACACCAACACUCAGGGAGGAAAGGGCUCAGCUUACAACACCAACACUCAGGGAGGAAAGGGCUCAGCUUACAACACCAACACUCAGGGAGGAAAGGGCUCAGCUUACAACACCAACACUCAGGGAGGAAAGGGCUCAGCUUACAACACCAACACUCAGGGAGGAAAGGGCUCAGCUUACAACACCAACACUCAGGGAGGAAAGGGCUCAGCUUACAACACCAACACUCAGGGAGGAAAGGGCUCAGCUUACAACACCAACACUCAGGGAGGAAAGGGCUCAGCUUACAACACCAACACUCAGGGAGGAAAGGGCUCAGCUUACAACACCAACACUCAGGGAGGAAAGGGCUCAGCUUACAACACCAACACUCAGGGAGGAAAGGGCUCUGCGGAGGCCAAGAGGAUCAAAUGAGACACUCCUCUAUUAGUAGUCUGAGUGCCAGUCUGUCUGUGCUGUUGUCCAACUCCACUGCUGUCCAUUACGGGUGACAUGGAGUUGGCACGAUGGCACAAACAGGCUACUAGUCCACCUGUAUAGUCAAUCUCAAACUGUGACCCCGGCUGUCUAUCCAUCCAGGCAAUCAUACCUAUAGUCUAUCCUACAGUACACAUUUUCAGAGUGAUUUUUUGUAUUUAUUCUCAAGUGAUGAAUUGUCAAUUGGUACAUUUUAAGUCAAGAAAAUAUAAUGGUUAUGUUAAACAUUCUUCAUAAGAAUUUAGAUGUUUGAUCAUCUGCACACAGAUGAGAAAUAGUCAAGAAUGUUGACACCAAUAGAAUCAAAAUAUGUUCAAAGUUGGUUUACUAACCUUUAACAUAGAUAAGAUGAAUGCAGAGUACGAGUAUAUUCGACCAUUUCUUGAUAUAUACUGUAAACAUAAAAUUAUUAAUAUACUUUUCGAAUGUACUUGUUUGGUUACAAACUGGCCUGAAAUCCCAAUAAGCCACCUGAGAGAAAAUGUUUUGGUGUGGUCCCACAGACAAUGGUGGAAUGAGAAGAUAAAACGUGAACACAACUUUAUUCGUACCUUAGAUGUAAACAGACUGAGUUAAGAUGACAAGGGGGUGGGGGGGGUUACAGACAACACACAGCAAAAAUAAAUGUGUUUUGUUUCCAUCAAAAUCAUUAAAUUAUUUACAGUAACAUGCAAAUACUGUACAUUGUUUUCCACUUGUAGAAAAGGUAAUACAACCAUCUAUACAUAGUAAUUCAUUUGGAAUAAAUAGUGUAAAUACUUUCCUUUGUAUAUAAAUAGCUUUCUUCCCCAUUUGCUUGUCUGACGUACUGUAGUGGUGUGAAAGGCGUGACGCCCAUAGAGCAUCAGGUUCUAAUUAUAUUCAACACUUAAAUGCUAAAAAUGGAUAACUGGGGGGGGGGGGGGGGGGGAGGAGGAGGGUUGUCACUUCAGAUACCUGCUAGAGAGGAACAUGUUACGCUGUAAAAGAAGGCUGAGAAGUUACUUCUAACUUUGCACGUCUUGCUGUCUAAGCAAAAACGUGUCUGUUUCAGUUGGAGCAGUUUUGGAUUGCUUGUGGGUUGUCAGAGGGGUUAUUGUGUUCAGAUCAGCGAUUCCCGUUAA